Messenger RNA from Labrus bergylta (ballan wrasse), 3096 nucleotides. RefSeq names its product cyclic nucleotide gated channel subunit alpha 2b (gene cnga2b). Gene Ontology annotation, molecular function: intracellularly cAMP-activated cation channel activity; cGMP binding; intracellularly cGMP-activated cation channel activity. The record is from RefSeq and is a predicted model, not a curated record. Gene Ontology annotation, cellular component: intracellular cyclic nucleotide activated cation channel complex; plasma membrane. NCBI's taxonomy places the organism in Eukaryota, Metazoa, Chordata, Actinopteri, Labriformes, Labridae. Gene Ontology annotation, biological process: monoatomic cation transmembrane transport.
GAUAAAAAGAGAAAGCCUCUAAAUACAAUAUACUGAGAACAUUUCAACAUUGAAAAUUAUUAUUAAAAAGGAAAAGUGCAUCAUGGAAAAAUACCUUCAUAUGACAGAACAUUUUUGAGCUAACACUGAAAUAAUAAGUAUUUUAAGAAUUUCAAAAUUUUAGAAUACAUUUUAAUCUUCUAAGUUACUUUUCAGCACAGUAAGUCAGUGUUUCAAGUCAAUGCUUCCCAGUUGUCUCAUCACACAAUAGAUCAUAUGUGCACCAAGAAAAUCAAAAAAGUAGAUGAAAUCAAGGAAAUCAAAAUAAGACAGCCCUACACAAGACAUACACAGGCUAAGAGAUUUUCCAAACAGCAUAUUUAAAAUAUUAUAAGUUUAUGAGCUAUACAGAGAAAGCUAAAUAAAUUAUGCAACAAAUAAAAUGUCCUGUUGAUUUGUCCUUUUGUUCGUGCCGUAUCUAAGUUAUAAGAAUUAUGCAGAAGAAGAGCUCUGCAGGUCUUCCCUGAAGACUCCUCAGUCUAAAGCUGACAUCUGGGCUCUUAACGGUGCAAAGAAUUCCCCGCCUUGCGUCGCCCAUCCUGCCAGCCAUCCAGGAUCAGGUAGACCAUGUGUUCUUGCUCUUGAGGGGAACACCUGAAGAGCCAGCUCACAGAAAAACAUUGCCAGAAUGGGUCGCGACGUGAUUUUUCUCAGUAGUGUUAGAUGCAGUUUGAUUUUUCCUUUUACAGACUCGGCACUGAGGAUGGAUUGGCAGGGAACGAGCUGCUCUGGGUGUGUCUGUGUGAAGUCACCAUGAGGAUUUUAUUGGAUUAACUUAAGAAAACGAAAGCACCUGCAGAUCUGAAAAUGACCGGCCAUCCAGCGGAGAGAGAGCAGUCUCCUCACAAUCUGUCAGUGAAGACCACUCUGGAGGAGGAGAUCGAAAGAGCUGAGAGUAUUCUUAGCAGGGUGCCAUCUGUGUGUGAUGACACAUCCUCAGAGCUACAAAGAGUUUCUGCCCUCGACCCUCAUGGAAGAACCUCAAGAAACUCUUUUCAAAGAAACGGAGCAAUCUCAGGACUGUUUAGACUGGUGGUGAGACUGAGGGAAUGGGCACACAGAAGCCUGUUGGAGGAGGAAGAGCGGCCGGACUCUUUCCUUGAGCGUUUCCGGGGUCCUGAGUUGAGAAUAGCCCCGAGCCGCGCCAGCAAUACACAGCCUGACGCAAAUGGUAACACCAAAGGGAUCUUCAGGAAAAAGUGGGAUCUUUUUGUGGUGUCCCCAGCUGAUAAUGCAUACUACCGCUGGUUAUUUGUUAUCGCCACAGCCGUGCUCUACAACUGGUUCCUUGUUGUAGCCAGGGCAUGCUUUGACAAGCUGCAAGUGGGCAAUUACAUCUGCUGGCUGGUGUUGGACUACAUGUCUGACUUUGUGUACAUAAUGGACACUUGCAUCCGACUUCGCACAGGUUUUCUGGAACAAGGUCUGCUGGUGAAGGACCAUGUCAAGCUUAGAGACAGCUACAUCCGAACGUUACAGUUCAAGCUCGAUGUACUGUCCAUCCUGCCCACUGACCUUGCAUAUAUCUCUACCGGCAUCCACACACCACAGCUUAGGUUUAAUCGUUUGCUGCGCUUCCCACGCAUGUUUGAAUUUUUUGACCGCACAGAAACACGCACCAACUACCCCAACAUCUUUCGGAUUGGCAACCUGGUGCUUUACAUCCUGGUCAUCAUUCACUGGAACGCCUGCAUCUAUUAUGCAAUAUCUAAGUCUUUGGGGUUUGGCUCAGACACUUGGGUGUUCCCAAACAUCUCCAAACCUGAGUAUUCCUCCCUGACUCGGAGUUAUGUCUACUGCCUGUACUGGUCCACUCUUACUCUUACCACUAUCGGAGAGAUGCCGGCACCAGUGCGAGAUGAGGAGUACCUCUUUGUGGUUUUUGACUUUCUUGUUGGAGUGCUGAUCUUUGCCACAAUUGUGGGAAACGUUGGCUCCAUGAUCGCCAACAUGAAUGCCACACGUGCGGAGUUUCAAGCUCGGAUAGAUGCCAUCAAACACUACAUGCAUUUUCGCAAAGUAAGCAAAGAACUGGAGACGCGUGUCAUUAAAUGGUUCGACUACCUCUGGACCAACAAAAAAGCAGUGGACGAGCAGGAGGUGCUGAAGAACUUGCCAAACAAAUUGCGGGCUGAGAUUGCUAUUAAUGUACAUCUGGAGACCCUGAAGAAAGUACGGAUUUUUCAAGACUGUGAGGCAGGACUGCUGGUAGAGCUUGUGCUCAAACUCAGACCACAGGUCUUCAGUCCAGGGGAUUACAUCUGCAGAAGAGGGGACAUCGGGAAAGAGAUGUAUAUCAUUAAAGAGGGGAAGCUGGCUGUUGUGGCCGACGACGGGGUCACACAGUACGCUCUCCUCACAGCUGGCAGCUGCUUUGGGGAAAUCAGCAUCCUAAACAUAAAGGGAAGUAAGAUGGGCAAUCGGCGGACAGCCAACAUUCGCAGCUUGGGUUACUCUGAUCUCUUCUGCCUCUCUAAGGACGACUUGAUGGAGGCAGUGACUGAGUAUCCAGGUGCUAAGACUGUUCUAGAGGAGAGGGGCCGGGAGAUCCUGAUGAAGGAGGGUCUGCUGGAUGAGAACGCAGAGAGCGGUGGGCUGCAGAAAGAGGACACAGAGGAGAAGGUGGAGAGGCUGGAGUCCUCUCUGGACACGCUUCAGACUCGCUUUGCCCGUCUGCUCAGCGAGUACACACAGACUCAGCUGCGGCUGAAGCAGCGCAUCACUCUGCUAGAGCGGCAGCUGAACCAGACGGACUGCGGCGCAGAUGCGAGUGAUGACAAUGAUGCAGAUGCAGAGAUUGUCAGUGAAACUAACUGUGGACCUGUUGGCCGAACAGAUGGGUCUCCGCAUCGGAAUAGUGUGCAAAAAGAGGAGAGACAGAGCCCGACAUCAAAACAUUAACUGUCAAGCUAAGGACAAUUUUCUUUCCAUCUCUUUAAAGAUUCAUCAAUAUUAAGAAGACACCUUUUAUGACCUCUGAUGUGAGAAUGUUUUAUCAGUUGAACUGAGUGUAAAGAAAUGUCUGCAUGUCAAUAAACAUAAAAUUUAGUAAAAAAG